This is a messenger RNA of Gambusia affinis (western mosquitofish), 4157 nucleotides long. RefSeq names its product vasoactive intestinal polypeptide receptor-like. Gene Ontology annotation, cellular component: plasma membrane. Gene Ontology annotation, molecular function: peptide hormone binding; G protein-coupled peptide receptor activity; vasoactive intestinal polypeptide receptor activity. Bases 293 to 1633 code for a protein of 446 amino acids. The transcript is spliced from 13 exons. NCBI's taxonomy places the organism in Eukaryota, Metazoa, Chordata, Actinopteri, Cyprinodontiformes, Poeciliidae. The record is from RefSeq and is a predicted model, not a curated record. Gene Ontology annotation, biological process: cell surface receptor signaling pathway; adenylate cyclase-modulating G protein-coupled receptor signaling pathway.
UUUUUUUUUUUUUUUUAAACGCACCUUGUUCUGCGAUGAUUUCUCAUUGGUUUGGUUUCAUUGGAGGACGAAGAGGAAGAGGAAAGGAGGAGGAGGAAGACUUGUGGCGCGGAGCAGAUCUCUCCACCAGGAGCGCAGAGCGCACAGAGUGAACACAGCGACCCAUUCAGAACCUGUUUCGGAUUAUCACAGAUUUUUUUUCAAAAAGACUUAUUUAAUAUUCUUCAUAUUGUUUUUAUGUAUGUAUAUAUACAUAUAUAUAUAUAUAAUCUUCUGGUUGAUUUAGAGGAUUAUGUUGGUGCGGUUCUCCAGGAGCAUUUGCCUGUUUUUGUCCUGCGCGCUGCUGGAUCUGGUGCGUUCGGCGCAGAGUCCGAUGUGUGACCUGAUUCUGGAAAUAGACAAGGAGAGAGCCAUGUGCCAAGCUCAGGUUGAGAACAACACGGCAGGCUGCGACAUCACUUGGGACAAGAUCGCCUGCUGGCCCUCUGCCGACGUCGGAGAGGUGGUCACCAUCCCGUGCCCCAAACAUCUCUUCUACUUCACCGGCAAUGCUCUUCCUCGUAACCUGUCAAAGACCUGCACUGUGCAGGGCUGGCCCCCCAGCAGCCUGGACUCCUACAUCAUGGACUGCGGCUACAAUCCCAACAACACCGCCGAGGAGAAUUCGGGAGAUUUUUACAUCACCAUCAAAGUUGGCUACACAAUCGGUCACAGCGUUUCCCUUAUUUCUCUGAUGGUUGCCAUCACCACACUCUGUUUCUUUCGGAAGCUUCACUGCACAAGAAACUACAUCCACAUGCAUCUGUUUGUAUCUCUCAUCCUCAAAGCCGUCGCCGUUUUUAUAAAGGACGUGGUUCUGUACGAGGUGGGCGAGACGGAAAACUGCCAGGCACCGGUGGGCUGCAAGGCGGCAGUGGUCUUCUUCCAGUAUGGAGUCAUGGCGAGUUACUUCUGGCUACUGGUGGAAGGCCUCUACCUUCACGCUCUGUUGACAGUCUCCUUCUUCUCAGAGAGGAAGUACUUUUGGUGGUACAUUUUGAUUGGCUGGGGGGCUCCAACCAUCUUCAUCUCUGCUUGGGUGGCUACAAAAGCGUAUUUAAAUCCUCCUGGAUGCUGGGAAACAAUCGACGAUCCGUCAUGGUGGAUCAUCAAAACGCCCAUCUUAGUUGCCAUUCUUAUGAACUUUUGCCUCUUCAUUUGCAUAAUCCGAAUUCUGCGGCAGAAAAUGAACUGUCCCGACAUCGGAAGGAAGGAGUCCAACCAGUACUCGAGACUGGCUAAGUCCACCCUGUUAUUAAUCCCUCUGUUUGGGAUAAACUUCAUAAUAUUUGCCUUCAUCCCUGACCACGUCCACCCGCAGCUCAGGAUGGUGUUUGAUCUGGUUCUGGGAUCAUUUCAGGGCUUCGUCGUGGCGGUGCUGUACUGCUUCCUGAACGGAGAGGUGCAGUCCGAGGUUAAGCGUAAGUGGCGCAGGUGGAUGCUGCAGCGGUUCCUCGGCGCCGACACCAAGUACCAGCAGCCGUCCAUCGGGAGCAACGGCAACAAUUUCAGCACCCAGAUCACCUUGUUGACCAAAUGCAGCCCCACCACGCGGCGGGCUUCGGCCUGCCAGGAGCACCUUUCUGCAAUCUGACACCCUUCUGGUUUUUAUUGUCGGUUAACGAAUGUGUGACUCACACAUACUGUGGCCAUACACUGGGUGUACAGAGGCCAUAAUAAUCCUAACAUGGAUUUUCUUUGUUUUUUUUCCUGUUUUGUUUUGUUGUUGUUUUUCUUGUUGUUAUCUUAUAUGCUGGCUACAAAAAGCAACAGGUGCUCGGUGUUUUUUCUCGCCAGAGCACAAAGUCAUCUGACACCUCCGACAACACUUUCUUAUUCAUGAAAUGUAAAGAAGGUACACGCCUUUUCUUUUUUCCAGAUUAUAUAAAAUCAGCUAUGAUCACAGAAAGAGAUUUCAUUGAACUGCAGCGUGGCUGACUAGUGGCACAAGGUCACCAACUUUUUAUUCUAACGUGAAGGGAGAUUUGUGAAAGAAAGGAAGAAGGAUGUCCCUUUCUUACUUCAAAUUAAAAGCCUCAAACAUUUAAACCUUGGAACAAGACACAAAUCAAGAAUAAUUGCAAAGAGUUCCGACCAAAACAGAACUGAGAUUCAUGCUGAUUCGUUGCCUUUGCUUGACAAGCAACUUUAGACCGAUUCUGUUGUGGAGCUCAGAUCAUUUUUUUGUCCAGUCAGAACGACUUUCUCACUGAGGAAUACAACACAGAGAGCUGGAAGGUUUUGGGCCGUGCACGUUUGAGCCAGCAUGUGACUCGUAACACACCAGCUAUGAAGAAGUGGAUGCAGAGGCUGAAACAAGGGGUGACAAGGAUAAUGAUCGUCUCUAGAACUUAAAGGCGGCACAAAUCUACUUUUGUUCCUAUUCAGUGUGAUUGAUUUGGUUGAUUUACGAGCAUUUCGACGCUCAUGGAUGUUAUGUUUGGCUGCUAACGCCUGAGUUUCCAACACAGCUCACAUGCAUAUGACGUACAGAUCUACUGUCAUGCACGUUAAACACUUAACAAAGUGCAUAGUCAGAGAGGGACCUGCUUUCAUUGCUUAUAGCUGCAUUUUCAUAUUGUCCGCUCAUUCAUUCAUACUUUGGAUCAUGUUUAAUGUGGAGUCAUGGUAAGAUAGCUACUUCAUUUGGACCCAACAUGAGUCUGUCUCCUCUUGGCCAUCAUGGCAGAUGAUGAUGCAGAUCGAACAACUAUAUGACCUUUUCUGGGAGAGACUUAACUUUAAUGAGAAAUAUUAGCAUCUUAAUAUCAUGAGUCUAAAUUGUAUUUUAUCUCUGCAAAAAUACUAAUGUCCAAGGGAAAGAUACACACAUUAGCGCCAAAAGCUAUACGAAAAAACAAAAACAAAUAGGAGCCACAUUGACAAUAUUAUGAAGUACUGGCUCUUUGAAUGACUUGUGAAUCAAUGAUUUAUGUUCUGAGCUUGAAUAACAAUUUUAUGUCCUACAUAGGAUUGACUGGAUCUCAUAGCUGUGAUAAAUAGGUUCUGAUAAAUCAAAAACAAGUGACAUUGCACUUGGUUAUUUAACCGUAAAUGUCUGCCUUUGAGUAUAAUCACAUUAUUUACACUUUAGCAAUUCAGAAGCGGUAAAUUCUGAGUUCAGCAAGUGAAGAAGUCGUCCUGAACUCACCUUUAAGCUAACGGAGGAGCAACGUUAGCUACCCUGUGGUAAAAUGUCAAGGAUAAGUUAAACUGAACCAAAUAAUUGUAAAGAAUAAAAUCUAGUCAAUCGCAAACAGGAGCCAUCACAGGCUAGAGGUUACAUGACUCUUAGGUGUCUGCAGUGCUCUACAAACUACCUACCACGGAGGCAAAACGCUAAAUUGUCACUUUGUUUAGAGUCAGUCAAAAAUAGCACAGAGGGUAAGAAGGGUUUUGCUUCGAGUGAGAUUUAAAUGACUGACAUGAGAAAACGGGGAAACUGCUAAGUAUCACUGGAAAAGUGUGAGAGUUGGCAAAAAGGCCAAGCAAAUAAGCUGAACUCAAUGUUGACAACAGCAACGCUGGCUAUGGUGUGGCAACAUGCUAACUCAGGCAGGGAGAUCUUCCUCACUGCUCUGCGUUUAAAAAGAGCUUAAUUAUUGUUUGCUGACUGAUCAUCCAAAGAGAAGCAAGAUGUUGGGUUUUGUUGCAAAGGGGACAAAAUAUAUGGACGUUGGUAUGGACUGUCCUGACCAGGAGUCACUGAGGAGGCGUCCAUAGCACGGCUAGCAUACUGGGUGUGCUUAUCCUGUCUGUGACAGUUUUAUACAGACCAUACACUCGGCUGAAUUACUGCCGGAAAACAGUCCAGGGGAGAGAUGAAAGCUCUGGCUUGUGAAACUUUGCUCAGAUAACAGAGGCUUUUAGUUUCCUCACAAUGGACGGAGCAGAUGUGUAACAUCAGUGAAUGCUGAAGCCAUCUUCUGUUGUCUGGACUGCAUGGAUAAAUGGCUUAGUUGUGGGGUUUUUUGUUAAUAUUCUGUACUGUUGUUACCAUUUGUUUCCUCUGACAGUUGUGUAUGUUGACAUUGACAAGAUAAAUUGCCUUUUUUUUCCUCAUCUGUUCAUUGUUUCCUAAGGAUUAAUCUUUUUAUAUAAAAAAGAUGACUCCCUUG